CCAGCUUCUAGAAACCAACAAUACCUCGAACCUGUGAACAAGGACAGAGAUUAUGUCACUUCCCAUUACCAGGCUGAGAUGUUAUCGACCCUUCGAAGUCUCCUCGAGAGUCAGUCCGCGGCCCAGAACCUAUUGCAAACCCUCGUCGACAGAGCAGACGAGUCGAACAAAGAUGUAUCCCUCCAUACAGCAGUGCCCAAACCGAGAAUCGAGGCAAUGGACAUACCAGAGAUCCAGGAACUCAUCUUUCAGCACCUGGAACGCAAGGAUUUCGUGUAAUGCAUGCUGAUCAACAAGGCGUGGUUCAGGUGGGCAGCACCGAUGGUCUGGGGAACACUUAACCUAAGCAUCGAUACACAAUUGAAUCCACCAUUCGAAGCCCUUCACCGCUAUCGCCACUUGGUUUGCGUUCUCGAAAUGUCACACUCUAGUUCCGACAUGGAGUCCUACGCGGCACUAUAUUUCCAUAAACUACAAAAACUGAUCCUAACCGGUUGGACCAAAAUUCGAUCGCACAUUUACGCCCUGCUAUAUCGGCAUACAUACUUGACGGAGUUGGAGUUGGUCAUCACCGAUAUCUGGGAACCGACCACCAAAGAUGGUCCUCAAUUGUGGAAAACGAUCCGCACUUUGCCUCAUCUAAGGGCCCUCUAUGUCUGUGAUCUUGGGGUCCACUACGUUUCUGGCGAGUCCUGGGAGAUGCCUGCAUUACGAUCGCUGAAACUCCACUACACGGCCUUGCAGGAGAAAGUGGGAAAGCAGCUGGAGUCCCUAGCUCGAUGUCGAUCCCUCGAGUAUUUGGAAUGGUAUCCGGCACAGGUUUUGUGCAGGACCGAAAUAGCUGAAGCAAGGGGCUUUGUACAGAUGGUCGAAGCAGGAGUCUGGCCAGAGUUGGAGGGAUUGGCAAUGCAUCCGAGCCAACUGUUCUUUUCGGACGAGGAUAUUGCUUUGAUCUUGGCAGCCAUGCCACGGGUGACCAUUCUUGACAUGGGUGAGUCAAAUUUCGGCCCACUGUCGUUCGAGUGUCUUCAGACCCAUUUCCCCGUCCUAAAGGAUAUCAGUCUCGAUCGUUGCCAUCUGACGACAAAAGACAUGCUACUUAAGAUUAUGUCCUCUUGCUCGCGUUUAACCAGAUCUUGUAAAUCACGCCUCACCGAGAUGGCUGCAGAUGGCUAAUGGUGAACCUAUUAGCCAACUAAUGCUUCUCCACAAGUAUUCACACAGAAUUAAAAACAAAGACACAUCUCAGCGAUAGGGCAGCAAGCCCUUUUAGAACAGGAUAUGGUCUCUCAAAUAGGGAAUAGCAAAU
Molecule: messenger RNA, 1309 nt
Organism: Gamsiella multidivaricata
Lineage: Eukaryota; Fungi; Mortierellomycota; Mortierellomycetes; Mortierellales; Mortierellaceae
Exons: 1
Coding region: 283-1176 (297 amino acids)
Source: RefSeq, a predicted model, not a curated record